AUGGAUGACUUGUGUGACUUGCACCUCAUCAGCUGGAACGUGGCCGGGCUGAAGACCACGCUGGAGCAGCUGCGGCGCUUCGGCUUCGCGGGCUUCCUGAAACGGCACCGCGCGGACGUGCUGUGCCUCCAGGAGGUGAAGCUGAGCUCCAAGGCGCUGUCGGCCGGAGGAGGCCGGCAGUUCGACGUGGAGGGCUUCGAGAGCUUCUGGUGCUGCAACGACGGGCUGGGCAGCCAGCGCCAGGGCCUGAACGGGGUCUGCACCUUCGCGCGCGCGGGCCUGGUGCUCCACGCGGACAAUGCGCCGCUGGGCUGCGAAGAGCUGGACGGAGAGGGCAGGUGCCUGCUGACGGAUCACGGCGCCUUUGUGGUCUUCAACGUCUACGUGCCCAACAGCGCGGGGGGCCGGCUGCCCUACAAGCUCCGGUGGCUGCGGGCCCUGCGCCACGCCAUGUGGCGGGAGCGGUCCAAGGGCAAGGCGGUGCUGCUGGCCGGGGACCUCAACCUGAAACACCGGGUCCUCGACAGCCACUGGACCUGCCUCGGCGUCAGGCCAGCGGUGCUGGACCUCGCAGACGCCCCGGAGGAGGUGCGGCAGCAGCUGGCGCGCUGGGAGCAGCUCUUCGCGGCGCUGCGGCAGAAGUGGGUGGAGCCGCUGGAGACGCGGAACAGCCGCAACGGCCAGACCUUCCAAAAGUUCGGCGUCUGGGCCCAGCCUCUGCCGCCGGGGUGCUCUUCUGCUUCCGGUGAUGGGCAAAGGGUGCGCCUGGGGCCGCCCGUGGACUCCAAGGAGAUGGCCCAGCUCAGCUUCCCGCUGGAUGGGGUUGGCGUGGACGAGGAUGGGCAGCUUUUGGUUGCAGUGCCCAACCCUGCCUACGUGCUGCGUGAGCCGGGCGAGAUCUCUUUGGGGGAGUUGGUCGAAGGCUUCAAGAAAUUGGCUGGAGUGUUGAGGUCAGUCCGUUGA
Effrenium voratum is the source of this 963-nucleotide messenger RNA. The record is from the annotation of a GenBank genome assembly. Lineage: Eukaryota; Dinophyceae; Suessiales; Symbiodiniaceae.